AUGGCGCAGCACGAUCCCGUACCGAAGCGGUGGCUCGCCCGGCGCAAGGAGAGCCGGAUGCACUUCACCAGCCCAGAGGCACUGGCGGAGGUGCAGCGGCAGCUGGCUCAUGCCGUGAUCAGGAGGGUGGUGGACGAAGUGGGUGUGGCAGAAUCCUUCGCCGUCGUGGUGGACGAGACGGCAGACGUGGCAGGGCGCGAGCACAUGGUCAUCUGCCUGCGCUUUGUCACAGAGGCGCUGACCGUCAGGGAGACGUCCAUUGGAUUGUAUCAGGCUGACUCCACCACGGCCGCAGCACUGUUUGGUCUCAUCCAGGAUGCCCUCACUCGUCUUCAGCUCCCGAUGGACCGAAUUCGUGGUCAGUGCUACGACGGCGCUGCCAACAUGGCCGGCGCUUUCCGAGGCGUGCAGGCCAGAGUGAAGGCGGUAGAGCCGCGCGCAGUGUUCGUCCACUGCACGGCCCACCGCCUGAACCUGGUCUGCCAGGAGGCACUGAACGGCGUGCGAGAGGUCCGGGACGCCAUCCAGGAGGUCGGUCGACUGGCAUCUUUUUACCGCGACUCGCCGAAGAGGAUGGUUGCGCUAGAGCACGCUGGAGCCCAGAUGUCCUUGCGUCCGCUGUGCCCCACCCGAUGGACCUGCAGCGAGGCGUGCCUGACCUCCGUGGUCAAGCAGUACGGGCCCCUGGUGACCAGCCUUGAUAAGCUCGCGGACGAUGCUAAGGUGCGUCCGGAAGUGUCAGCCACUGCUAGCGGCUUUGGCAAAACCCUCAGAGACUUUGAGUUUUUCUUUGGCCUGCGCGUUGCUCUGCUCCUGCUCCAGGUGACCACACCCGCCAUGCGCACAAUGCAGGGACAGUCGCAGUCGGUGUCUGCCAACCUGGGGGUUGCACGUGCUGUCAGGGAUGUCGUCCUGUCCCAGCGUGACCGCUUCGAACGCCUUUGGGCGGAGCUGACGUCCGACGCGGAGCGCCUGGGAGUGGGGUGUCCCAGGCUGCGACGCCCGUUUCGACCACCUCGGCGACUGGACGGGGGCUCCGAGCCGCACCAGCAUGCCUGUCCCAAAGGCCGCUACCGCCAGGUGUACUGCGAAGCCGUCGACUGGUUGGCCGGCUCCAUCAGCGGUCGGUUCGACUCAGAUGAGCCCACUUUAGCCACGGCCGAAAAAGCGCUCCUUACGGCGAAAGAGGACGCGCUGGUGGCAACCGCCACCUUCUACAACCUGGACCUGGAGCGACUCCGCCUCCACUGCCAGAUGUUGGUGGAUGUGGCGUCAAGCCAGAGAAAGGCACCACUGACCUCCCUCGACGACGUGGUGGCCCUACUGAGCGAUGAGGGCCUGCGGCAGGUGCUGCCAGCCGCUACCUCAUUGCUGCGUUUGGUCUUGACCGCCCCAGCAACAUCGUGCGCGGCAGAGCGGGCGUUCAGUCUUCUUCGUCGGCUGAGGGAUGGCUGCGCUCUACCCUAG
Pollicipes pollicipes is the source of this 1467-nucleotide messenger RNA. Its product is annotated as zinc finger MYM-type protein 1-like. Lineage: Eukaryota; Metazoa; Arthropoda; Thecostraca; Pollicipedomorpha; Pollicipedidae. The transcript has a single exon. Bases 1 to 1467 code for a protein of 488 amino acids. The record is from RefSeq and is a predicted model, not a curated record.